ACUAAAUUAAGCUCUCAAAGGUCCAUUCUAGAUCUAUCAUACGUAUAGUCAACAUAUCUAAUAUAUAUGUAGUUAACUCUCUGGAAAGUAGACUUAUAAGGAGAUGUAUCCUUCCUUCUACAGCAAUCGGGACACCUCUUUCUCAACAAGUAACUACCAAAAGACUUCUUUCAUCAACUUUAAUCUUCAAAAUCAUUCAAAAUUACCCUCUCAAGAUUAUUACCAGCCUUCAUCCUCUUCCUCACAUACCUUGUAUGGCCCUCAUCACAUACACGAACCUGAGAUUUUCCAACAACAGCAACGACCCUUCUCUACUGAUCAUAAUUUUCACGACACUCUCAUUGUAGCUCAUCAACACUCAACUCGGAAGACUAGUAAUCUGCAGUACACCAUGGAAAAGCCAAGCUACAAUAACGGAAAAUACGCUACAGCUACUGGCAACGAUCACCUUAACACUCAUGUAAUUCUUCAGAAUACCUCUUUAAAGGGAAAGAAAGCUUCCAAGAAAGAUCGUCACAGCAAGAUAAACACAGCUCAAGGCCCAAGGGACCGAAGGAUGAGAUUGUCUCUUGAUGUUGCAAAAAGGUUCUUCAGGUUGCAAGAUAUGCUUGGGUUCGAUAAGGCCAGCAAUACUGUCGACUGGCUGCUCAUGAAAUCAAAACCCGCUAUUCAAGAUCUACUCCCACAACAGUUAGACCGUACUUGCAGUCUCAUUGGUCUAUCAAACAGCGGUUCUUCUGCUUCAGAAUGUGAAGUUAUGUCUGGAAUUGAAGAUCAAUCUAUGGAGAAAAUCAGGGAAGAUACGGUGAUGAGAGUAGGUAACGCUAAAUCUACUUCCUCUAGCAGUAACAAAGAGAAGAAAAAGGUUGAUAGAGGAGUUAGGAAAAGUGCGUAUAUUCAUCACUCUCUUGCUAAAGAAACUAGGGAACAAGCAAGAGCAAGGGCAAGAAAGAGGACAACUGAAAAGAGAAAUAACAAGAUCGGUGGAGGUGAUGUUGGUGGUUCUGGGUCUGAUCAGUAUUCUAAAUUUAGACCACAUUUCGAUCAGGUGAUGAAUCAAAAUGUAAAUCGAUUAGGGUCUUGGAUUCCCUUUGGAGAAAACCAAGUUCAAACAACUGAUCAAGCGGAAUAUCCAAUUUCCCAUAUUCAAAUUAAGCAAGGGUUUGUUGGUGAUAAAUCGUCAGCGAUGCCAAACAGUUGGAGCCCAUCUUUCUUGUUUAAUUAUCAGCAUAAUCCUGGACCUUCUUAUGAGGCCUCAUGAAGUUGAUGAAGGGUGAGCCAAGUUCUUCCUCUUUGCAAGAUAUUCGGUUUUCUUGUUUCCAAGUCUUUAAUUAGGAUCAGGAAACAUAAUCUUUUGUUGGUAGUUUGCCGGUCUUCGUUUUUAGGAUAGUUCGUACUUUAUAAAUAAUAUAGUUUAGGCAUUCUAAUCAUCCUAAUUCUCUAGCGCUAAUCGAUUUUAAUAAUAAUAUAAGUGUAGUGUCUUGUGGUUCUUUUCCUUUAAGAACUUCCAUACUAAAUUAUAUGCUCUUGGUUGUUCUAGUUCUUUUUUGUUGUUCAUCAUAAUUAUAACAAGUAGUAUGAGGUCCAUCUUUCCUAAACAUGUCAAACAUAAUAGAAUUUAUCCUUAGACAUGCCAAGGUCUUAAUCGAAUUUAUCCCUUAACAUGCCAAGCUUUUAAUUGAUUUUUACUAAUAAAUAUUAC
Messenger RNA from Lactuca saligna, 1702 nucleotides. Lineage: Eukaryota; Viridiplantae; Streptophyta; Magnoliopsida; Asterales; Asteraceae. The record is from the annotation of a GenBank genome assembly.